Molecule: messenger RNA, 1794 nt
Organism: Plasmodium knowlesi strain H
Lineage: Eukaryota; Apicomplexa; Aconoidasida; Haemosporida; Plasmodiidae
Product: serine--tRNA ligase, putative
Exons: 1
Coding region: 1-1794 (597 amino acids)
Biological process (GO): seryl-tRNA aminoacylation
Cellular component (GO): cytosol
Molecular function (GO): ATP binding; serine-tRNA ligase activity; tRNA binding
Source: RefSeq, a predicted model, not a curated record
AUGCACAGGUGCACCUGCAGGGGUGUUGCGCUAGCACGUAGAAGCGUAAAAGAAGGGAUCCCCCAGGUGAGUUUUCCCCGCGUGCGGAGUGGCCCACUGAGUAUUAACCCGCUGCGUGGCACCCCGGAGAAGUUAUCGUUGAGACCCAAAAUGGUGUUGGACAUCAACUUGUUCAGGAAGGAAAAAGGGGGAAACCCCGAUAAAAUUAAGGAGUCCGAAAGGAAGAGGUUCCAUGACGAGACGAACGUCGAUAAGGUAAUUGAGUAUGAUGAGAAGUGGAGGAAGUGCAUUUUCAAAUUGGAAGAAUUAAAAAAAAAUAUUAAUUUAGUGAAUAAAGAAAUAGGAAACAAAAAAAAAGAGGACAAAAAUGCAAAUGUGGAGGAUUUAAAAAAAAAAAGUUUAACAAUGAAGGAGGAAAUUCCUCAGCUGCAGAAUCUGGAAAGAGACUUACUCAAGCAGAGAAAUAAGUAUCUCAGUAAGGUAGGUAAUUUGCUUAAUAAAGACGUGGUAAUUUCGAAUGAUGAAGAUAACAACAAGGUGGUGACCACGUGGGGUGUGUGCAAAAGGUUGGAAGUGAUUACUGAUGAAUCGUCAGAAGAGAACAAAAGCGGGAAGGGCGGUUCCAAGGAUGGUGGAAGUAACAAGAGGGAGGUCCCAAGUAGCAGUUCUAUCAGUGGUGGUGUCGUCCACCCAAAUAGCAGCAUCGAGGGGAAGAAGUACUACUACCACUUUGACCUGCUGAGGAAAAUCGGAGGGGCUAAUUUCAAGAAGGGUAUCCAGGUGGCUGGCCACAGGGGUUAUUACCUUACCGGAGCAGGCUUCCUCCUACACAAUGCAAUUUUGCAGUACGCAAUAAACUUUCUAGUGAGCAAAAAUUAUACCCCUGUAUAUCCUCCCUUCUUUAUGAAAAAAAAUAUAAUGGAGGAAUGUGCAGAAUUGGAUGAUUUUGAGGAGACCCUCUACAAGAUUGCCUCAUCUGGAGGUAAUUCCACAGCUACAACAGGCACUGCAAGUGGGGCACCUGUGUCUAAGAACCUUAACCAGAACGACGAGCUAAGCAGAGACGACUUGUUCCUCAUUGCUACGUCAGAACAACCACUGUGUGCACUGCAUAAAGAUGAAACGAUUGAAUCUAAAUAUUUACCCUUGAAGUAUGCUGGCGUUUCUUCCUGUUUUAGGAAGGAAGCUGGAGCACAUGGAAAAGACAUCAGAGGCAUUUUGAGAGUUCAUCAGUUUGAUAAAAUAGAACAAUUCUGUCUCUCUCUCCCUCAAACAAGUAGCAAGGUACACAAACAAAUGAUGAAGACAUGUGAAGAGUUUUAUCAGUCACUUAACAUCCCAUACAGAAUUGUUAGUAUCGUCUCUGGUGCACUAAACAACGCCGCCGCUAUUAAGUAUGAUCUGGAAGGCUACUUCCCUUCAAGCAAUCAGUACAGGGAACUCGUGUCCUGCAGUAACUGCACAGACUACCAGAGCAACAACCUGAAUGUUAAGUACGUAGAUUCAAGUGUCAGAAUAACUGACGUAAAGGAGGACAGAAAGAAAAAGGAAAAUACUGGGGAUCAUCAGGAUGAUGAUGAUGAUGAUGAGAUUGGAAGUGAUCAUGAGGAAUUUUUGAAAAACUUUCACACGGAGAGUAGGAACAAUGUGCAUCUCCUGAACGGCACCAUGGUGGCGGCGCAAAGGUUCCUCUGUUGUCUCCUCGAAAAUUAUCAGAAUGGUGAGGGCAUCGUCGUGCCGGAGAAACUGCGCCCCUAUAUGAACAACGUUGAUUUUAUUCCCUUCAUCGAGUGA